GCGUGCCCGAGGUGUGUGUGUUAGGUGGGGGGGGAGGAGGAGGAACGAGACCCGGCAGAAAGAUGGCACCAGGUGGGCGAUCAGGGCCAAGAGGGGCAAAGCAGGCCUCGCUCUUCUCUGCUUUUUACUUCUCCGCCUUCUUUCUUGCCCGAGGCGUCCAGGCUGUGCCGGAACCCGGCUUGUGGAGCCAAACGUUGGGGCCGAACCAUAAGCCACUGGUGUUUACAAAAACAAUGUUUAACAAAACAGAUAUAGUACUUCAAGUUGUUUCAUUCAAAUGUCCUGAAGCAAUAUCGUUAACAGUUGAAUGGUACCUCAGAUAUUACCCUUGCCACAAUGAAUUUAAUAAUAUUAAAGAUAUGUAUGACAGAAGAUUGUCCAGCAGUAGUAUUAGUAAUAGUCUUGAACCUCACCCGUUAAGUCAAGGACAAUACAUUGCCCACAAGACUGAAAAUAUUGCUUGCAGUGAAGAAACCCAGGUCUUCCCAAAAUUUAAUAUGAGCCAAGAUCUACCCAAACCUGUGAUGGUACAGACACCAAAUACAAAUGUGGAUAUAGAGGCAAAAAGCAACUCGAUUGUCAAGACCACUGACAGUGUCCAUGUGUCUGAAGGUGAUGAGACUCUACAUUCAUUAUGGAAAAGAGACAUCACAUCUAAAAAGUAUGAUGUCGUAGCACAGACCUGGAGAGAUGGUCCAUAUCUAUUUGUUGUCUCGAUCAAAUCUCUCCAUGAAAGAAUUGAAAGUAACUGGAAUUUAACAGUGCUGGUGUUAAUGCAAGGUUCCCAUGGAUUCAUCUCAGCAACUGAAUUUCCACUGAUGGUUUUUUAUAUGGUGAUGUGCAUCCUUUAUAUACUUUAUGGCAUCUUGUGGCUGUUCUGGUCUGCAUGUUAUUGGAAAGACUUAUUGAGGAUACAGUUCUGGAUAGCUGGAGUUAUUUUUCUUGGGAUGCUGGAGAAAGCGGUUUUCUAUGCAGAAUAUCAGAACACUAAUAUUCGUGGAAUAUCUGUGCAAGGCCUCCUAGUCUUUGCAGAACUUAUUUCUGCCGUGAAAAGGACAUUGGCUCGGCUCCUUGUGAUUAUUGUAAGCUUGGGAUAUGGAAUAGUUAAACCUCGACUGGGCACAGUAAUGCACAGAGUGAUUGGUUUGGGAGCGCUGUACCUGGUUUUUGCAGCUGUCGAAGGAGUCUUGAGAAUUACAGGGGAUCGAAGAAGUGUGCCAGUCUUGGUGGCCGAUAUAUUUUUAGCAUUAAUUGAUUCCUGUUUUGUGUGGUUCAUAUUCGUCAGCUUAGCUCAAACAAUUAAGACUCUAAAAUUAAGGAAAAAUGCAGUGAAGCUAUCACUAUACAGACAUUUUACCAAUACAUUAAUUUUGGCAAUAAUAGCAUCAGUUGGAUUUAUGGUAUGGACAACCAAAAAGUUCAGAUUGACAGCAUGCCAGUCAGAUUGGAUGGAACUCUGGGUUGAUGAUGCUUUCUGGAGACUUCUUUUUUCUGUCAUUCUCUUGGUCAUAAUGUUCCUCUGGAGACCAUCAGCAAAUAAUCAGAGAUAUGCACUUACACCUCUUAUUGAUGACCCAGAUGAUGAAAUGAAUGAACUGGUUGGAGUAAACUUUGCUGAUGGAAUAAAGGCAAGGACAUCCAAAGUGGGGAUUAAUGGCACAGCAAAACCAGGCUCCAAUAUGGAUGAAGAUUUAAAGUGGGUGGAAGAAAACAUCCCUUCAAUUACAGACAUUGCACUCCCUAUGUUGCUGGAUUCAGAUGAAGAAAUAAUGACAACCAAAUAUGAAAUGUCAAAGAUGGAAUGAAGUUUUUGUGCAAUGCAAGCCGGUAUUUUACUGUGAAGUUCACUUUGUGACACUGACUGAAUUCUGCAUGUGGUGUGGUCCAAGGAUAGUGAAGGAAGAAGUGUCAUGGAUGGCUUGAGUUGGUAAUUGGGCUACCAGAGAUAACACUGUUCGUUUACUUCAUGUGCAAUUCUCACGUUCUAAUUUUAUUUUUAAACUUACUUUUGAAGUGAAUAAAGCUGUAAGUCCACAUAACAGAAAAUCAAGACUCUGCACUGUAAAGAGACUUUGCUAUGAAUCUUUUAAAAUAGCAUGAGAGUUCAAUUUUCAGUAAUUCCUCCUUUCCCCUCCCCUCUUGAAAUGAAAUACUCUGUAGGCUGAUGCGGAUUUAGAAUUUUGUCCUUGUGACAGUAUUCCAUUAAGCUAGCCUACAUUGUGUAAGAAGUAUCUUGAAAUAUUCUGUUGACAGUUUCUUGGAAGUUUUAAUUUCACACCCACCUGUAAAGCUGGUGAAAAAAACAAAAAAACUGCGGAUGCUGGAAAUCC
This is a messenger RNA of Carcharodon carcharias (great white shark), 2330 nucleotides long. It is a transcript of the gene tmem87b, whose product is annotated as transmembrane protein 87B. Bases 63 to 1805 code for a protein of 580 amino acids. Gene Ontology annotation, cellular component: membrane; Golgi apparatus. Gene Ontology annotation, biological process: retrograde transport, endosome to Golgi. NCBI's taxonomy places the organism in Eukaryota, Metazoa, Chordata, Chondrichthyes, Lamniformes, Lamnidae. The record is from RefSeq and is a predicted model, not a curated record. The transcript has 21 exons.